This is a messenger RNA of Hirundo rustica (Barn swallow), 767 nucleotides long. RefSeq names its product olfactory receptor 14A16-like. The coding region runs from base 147 to 719 and encodes 190 amino acids. Lineage: Eukaryota; Metazoa; Chordata; Aves; Passeriformes; Hirundinidae. Gene Ontology annotation, molecular function: olfactory receptor activity; G protein-coupled receptor activity. The transcript has 3 exons. Gene Ontology annotation, biological process: G protein-coupled receptor signaling pathway. The record is from RefSeq and is a predicted model, not a curated record. Gene Ontology annotation, cellular component: membrane.
GUGAAGCAGACAGAAGCUUAAAGAAGCUGGAAGGACAAUUCUGAGAUUAUUCAUGGAGAAAUCUUCACAACUUUUCACAAUUCUGGGCUUCUUCAUGGAGAAAUCAUCACCACUCCUGACACAGUUGAAACAGCCAGACAAAGCAAAUGUCCAACAGCAGCUCCAUCAGCCACUUCCUCCUGCUGCCAUUGGCAGACACGCGGCAGCUGCAGCUCCUGCACUUCUGCCUCUUCCUGGGCAUCUCCCUGGCUGCCCUCCUGGCCAACGGCCUCAUCAUCAGCGCCGUAGCCUGCGGCCACCUCCUGCACACGCCCAUGUUCUUCUUCCUGCUCAACCUGGCCCUCACCGACCUGGGCUCCAUCCUCACCACUGUCCCCAAAGCCAUGCACAAUUCCCUCUGGGACACCAGGAACAUCUCCUACACAGGAUGUGCUGCACAGAUCUUCAGGGCCGUGCUGAGGAUCCCCUCUGAGCAGGGACAGCACAAAGCAUUUUCCACCUGCCUCCCUCACCUGGCUGUGCUCUCCCUGUUCCUCAGCACUGGCAUGUUUGCCUACCUGAAGCCCCCCUCCAUCUCCUCCCCAUCCCUGGAUCUGGCAGUGUCAGUUCUGUACUCGGUGGUGCCUCCAGCCCUGAACCCCCUCAUCUACAGCCUGAGGAACCAGGAGCUCAAGGCUGCACUGUGGAUACUGAUCACUGGACAAUUUCAGAAGCAUUGAACUGCUGGCCAGUUUCUGCAAAUCCUUUGUAAUAAAAGUCAUCUUUGA